Messenger RNA from Vanessa tameamea, 3531 nucleotides. RefSeq lists its product as uncharacterized. NCBI's taxonomy places the organism in Eukaryota, Metazoa, Arthropoda, Insecta, Lepidoptera, Nymphalidae. The transcript is spliced from 9 exons. The record is from RefSeq and is a predicted model, not a curated record. Gene Ontology annotation, cellular component: membrane. Bases 43 to 1386 code for a protein of 447 amino acids.
AAACCAGUAAACAUCGUCAGAGUUUACACGACAUUUCGAGCCAUGCACACCUUGCUGGCGCUCGUCGCUUCGGCGCUGGCGUGCGCCGUAGCCCGCCCACCUGUAGCUACCAAUGCACCGCCCGAGGGACUUCCCGGACCGCAGCGGCAAAGAGUGCCCAUUCCGUCUCCGCCCGAAUUUCUAACGGCUUAUAUUCUUCCGAGAUUCCUCCUUCCACACGACAUCGGCUAUGACGACUCCCCGCGCAUCCCUCAACCACGUGAAGAAAGCCUUCUUGAUCGGGAAAUAAACAUCAUUAAUCAAAUGGAAAUGCAAGAAAUUGAGCCGAACCCAUACGAUUAUGAAUACCCGCGUUGGAUUCCUAACGAGACACCUCCAAACUACAUGAUUAAUAUGCUGAAGAAGCCACCUGUUUCUCAUCGCUACCCUAAACAGAAACCUACCCAAGACUUAGGAAACUAUCCCCUUCAAUUUAUUGAGGAUAAACCAAAGAAAGAAGACCAAGAGUCUGAUAGCGUUGAUGAAAAACAAGACCAACCCGCCCCACUUUUGAACGCCAGUGGUCUCAAAAAAUCUUUCGCUAUGACACCUUUUGAUUCUGGAUAUUACAAAAAGACAACUGAUUUAAAGACAAUUUCUCCUCAACCUGCGGUCGAGCAACGCAAGGAACUAGACUCUGUCGUUGAACCUCGUCAAAUACGGCAAAAUCCUAACUUGAGUAAAAAUAAAGCGCUCGUUGCUGGCAAUCUGGAGAGGCUUCGCACUGGAUUGGCUAAUAAGGACUACCGUUUACCUGUCUCCUUACUGCCCAACACUCUACGCUGGUUGAAAAUAAACCGACAGAAUCUAAAUGUCGUUAAUGAGAGUACCCAUGAAUAUGUGGAGAGCACUGACAAACCGCAUCACAUUCACGUUCUGGAGACUCCGACUACGGACCCAGCCAACUCUAUCUAUGGAAUAGCUCUCCUGGCUGCGGUCGGUGCUGCUCUGACAAUGGCGAUCAUCGGCUUUGCGGUUGGAUGGUAUACGUUAUCAAGGAAGGCAAAAGCAGCGGCUGAUGUGGAUUACCCCGCUUAUGGAGUAACAGGACCUACUGUUGACAGCUCUGGGGAUAGAAAGCUGGCCCAGUCUGCCCACAUGUACCACUACCAGCACCAGAAGCAACAGAUCAUUGCGAUGGAAAGGAACGGCAUGGAUCAUCGCAAUGGUUCUGUUUCUGACCCUGAAUCUGAAGAGGAAAACGAGGAGGGAGACUACACUGUCUAUGAAUGCCCCGGAUUUGCUACGACUGGUGACAUGGAAGUUAAGAACCCUUUGUUCAAGGAAGAGACGACCCCCGCUACUCCCGCUAAAAGCGAUACGGGAAAGCCGCAGCCCCGUGAAUAAUCGCGACCCCUUCGCCGCUCUGGCGAUGCCCAACGUAUCAGCGUUAACAUGCUGUCACCACUUUUCUUGAUCCGACACUUUGGGACACCGCAAUUUUUCAUUCACCUCAUGAGACGCCAUAACCUCCUCUAAAUAUGAAAAGUGGUUGAACAAUUACGUAAACAGUGGUUUACUUUAUCAUCUCGGAAUCGUCUUUUACUCUACAACGCGACGACUAUCAUAAAUAUCAUAAAUAAAAAUGUAUUAAUAUCAUGAAAAAUUGCAUUAUCGUUUACUGUUCUAUAUAACGUAAUAAUACAUUCGAUGCAUUAUAUACAGCAGAUCUAGAACUAUGUCCCAUUAGAAGAACAUAACCUAACCUAAGAUCGUCAUCAUUCGGCAAAAUAUUGAUAUAAAUUGGAACAUUUAAUUCCAUGAUGCAUCCAUAUACGCAUUCGUAAGAUUACAUUGUCAUAACGAUCGCUUAAUAUCAUCAUUUCAUAAAAAACCCUUCAUUUACAAAACACUUGAAGUGUUUUGACUUUUCCAACAAAAAAAAAUGUUGCUUGAUUUUGUCAUUAUAUUGAACUAAAUUUUUAGAUAGUACGGUACAAAUUAAAUGAUUUAUUGACUAAAUUGAAUAAAUACGACAGGGAAUCCUAAUAUAACUGAAAGGUAAUUUUGUUCAAGUAUUUAUUUUUGAUGUUAAAAAUCAACGGCCUAUUCGGAUACUGGGCAAUGGACAUGUGAUUCUCUCUAAUAUCGGUGACAAAUUAAAAAGCGACCUCUGUGCCACGUUUAAAUUGGAAAAAACAGGUGUACAUAGUUAUCUAUAUCAAAUUAUAUUAAAUUAUACUAUAAUCAUUAUCUUGAAUUAUAAACGUCAAUUGCUUCAAAAGUUUUUUUUUUAAAUUAAAAAUAUAUAAAUCUAUAUUUACAUAAAAUUUUAUGUAGUAAUCCGUUUUGACUUUGGAUAUAUUAUACAAACAUUUUGAAUGAAACUAAUAUAUAUGUAUAUAUUUAAAUUUUAAAGUAUAAGUUAAAUUGAAAGAACCAUAAGCGAUUAUAUAAAAUUAAAUUUUAAUUGAUCAUAAAAUAUAGAUCUAAUACUCUUUACUUUUACAAGAAAUUUAAACUUUUAAAAACAUAUCUUAUUAUUGUCUCGCACAAUUUUAAUAUAUAUUUAAAUAAAAAAAAAUGCAUUUAACAUUAUAAAUACGAACUCAUAGUACGAGUAUUUAAAACAAAAUAUAUAUUUAAUAUAUAUCUAAUAUGUAUAACCGAUCUCAUAGCAAUCUUGAGCUGAAAGGAUGAAAUAUUAUAUAUUCAUCUUAAUAGAUAUUAAGUGUCUUAAUUAUAGUGUGCUUAAAGUUUAAAUUGAAAAAGAAAAAAAAAAUACAAAACUGAAAAAGAAAAAAAUAUUUAGAAUAAUUUAUAUUCAUCAUAUAAUCCAUCACCACAGUAGAUAGUUAUUCAUCAUUUUACAUUAAUUUAAUCCUAAUAAAUAAAUGUAGCUAUCUGUUUACUAUAAUAUAUAUUAAAAAUAAAAUAUAUACAUAUACACAUACAUAAAUAUAUGUAGCAUGUAAUCAAGGGUAAAACCCACUGUAGUGAAAUAUUUUUUGAUGAAUGUUUGUAUUAAGUUGAGAGAAGAAAGAAUUAAUCGAUCUUAUGUUUUUAUCAAGAUUUUAACGUAAUUUUUUUUAUGUGAAAACCUACUUACUGAUAAACGUAUAGCGACUUCAAGCUUACAUGAUGAUUCUUCUUGUUUCAUGAUUUCAAUGUGACCUAUGACAGACGGAUUGAAAUCGGUCUGCACUCUUGAACAGCUAUACAUGUGUUAGCUCCGUUUAUCAGUAAGACUGUUAUGCCAUUAUUUAUUCUAUGUAUUGAUCAAAUUAUAAUACAUUCCAUCAUAAUCUUUUAAAUACCGACGAAAUGUAUGAAUAAUUUGGUUAAUAUUGAUCUAUUUAUUUGAAGAAAAUAAGGACAUGGAAGGUCGAUGUUUUCUUUUUUCGAUGUCGCACCUUAUCACUGACAACUUGAUCUCACUUUAAUCUAUAGUACAAAGUUAUCUAUGACUUAUACCCUAUCAGCUUACUGACCAAAGUAUUUAAAAAUCUGUUAAAGAAGUUAAUAUAUAAUUAUUCUCUUUAAGAAAUUAUU